Messenger RNA from Mytilus trossulus (common blue mussel), 1496 nucleotides. Its product is annotated as tRNA methyltransferase 10 homolog A-like. Gene Ontology annotation, cellular component: nucleus; nucleoplasm. Lineage: Eukaryota; Metazoa; Mollusca; Bivalvia; Mytilida; Mytilidae. Gene Ontology annotation, biological process: tRNA N1-guanine methylation. The coding region runs from base 131 to 1369 and encodes 412 amino acids. Gene Ontology annotation, molecular function: tRNA binding. The record is from RefSeq and is a predicted model, not a curated record. The transcript has 6 exons.
CAGUUUCGAUACGAGAUCUCACGAGAGUUGACGUGAUCAAAGAUGUCAGCCUCCAUGAAAUAAGGACAGAAAACAUAUUUCAUAAUAUUUCAUUACAAAUCUUUAUAUAUUUGUGGUUAAAGACGAAAGGAUGGAUGCAGUGGAUAGCAACUCUAGUGACGAUGACAGCAGUCAGCAUUUAGACUCUCAGGAAAACAAUACUGAUCAAAAUAACGAAGCAGCUACCAACUCUCUGGGACACUUGUCAAAAAGACAACUUAGAAAAUUAAAGAAACAUGAACAAUGGCUCGAAAAGAAACCCGAAAAAAGAGCCAAAGAAAAACUGAAGAAGAAGCAAAGAAGACAAGAGGCUAGAGAUAGAGGAGAAACCCUUGGUCCAACUCGUAAAAUGUUAAAGCUGAACAGUAUGGAGAAAUCUACAUGUAAAGUUAAGGUUGUACUGGAUUGUUCAUUUGAUGAGUAUAUGAAUGAUAAGGAUAUAAUGAAACUAACCAAACAAGUAGGAUUUUGUUACUCAGCCAACAGGAGAGCAGAAAAUCCUCUACAGUUCUAUGUAUGUGGUUUACAUGGUCAGAUGCAGCAGAGGUUAGAAUCUAUAGGAGAUUAUAAAAACUGGGAUGUCAACUUUACAGAGAAUGAUUAUCAUGAAGAAUUUGACAAAGACAAAAUUGUUUACUUGUCAGGUGAUUCCCCUAAUGUACUUGAAGAUCUGUCUGAUGACCAUGUGUAUAUAAUUGGUGGACUAGUGGACCACAAUCAGUACAAGGGCAUGUGUCAUCAGCUUGCAGUAGAACAAGGAAUGUCACAUGCACAGUUACCUAUUGGACAGUAUAUUGAGAUGAAGUCUCGUAAAGUACUUACAGUUAAUCAUGUUUUUGAAAUUCUUUUGAAAUAUUCUGAGACAAACGAUUGGAAAGAAUCGUUCUUUUCUGUGAUACCUCAAAGAAAAGUGGUCAAUAAUCCUGAAAAGGAAGAGACCAACUCUAGUAUACAGGAAACAGAUGUGGAGAAUGCUCUUUUAAAUGAAAAUGGCAGUGACAGUAACCCAACAACAGCUGCUAGCAGUACUAAUGAAGCAGGGGACACGCUUAGUAAUAAACUUGAAAAAGACGAUGUGAAAUUGUCCAAAACUGGUUGUGACAAUAGUGCUAUGAAUGAUACAAGCUGUAGAAUGAUAUCUGAUAUAAAACAGGACUUUGACCUCUUGAAAGUAUCUAGUGAUAAAGACAUUUCAACUUCCUCCGAGGACAGCCAUUUUAAAUGCAAUUCUGUAAAAAGUAGACAUUUUGAAAAUGGUUCUCAAGAAAUAGAGAAGGAAGAUUUGAGAACUAUUAAUAGUGAUAUUGAAGAGAAUAAGCAAAAAACUUAAUAUAAUGCUAAUUCUUGAAAAUAAUAAGUUUUACAGAUAUGUAUGUGAAUUUACAUGAUUCAAGGGGACACAUGGGAAUAUGAUAUAAUGAUUUGUAAUUGGAAAAUGAAUUCAUAAAUAUUCUCUA